Messenger RNA from Pogoniulus pusillus (Red-fronted tinkerbird), 3219 nucleotides. RefSeq names its product synaptotagmin 10 (gene SYT10). Gene Ontology annotation, cellular component: exocytic vesicle; plasma membrane. NCBI's taxonomy places the organism in Eukaryota, Metazoa, Chordata, Aves, Piciformes, Lybiidae. Gene Ontology annotation, molecular function: phosphatidylserine binding; calcium-dependent phospholipid binding; calcium ion binding. Gene Ontology annotation, biological process: cellular response to calcium ion; regulation of dopamine secretion; calcium-ion regulated exocytosis. The coding region runs from base 141 to 1709 and encodes 522 amino acids. The transcript has 7 exons. The record is from RefSeq and is a predicted model, not a curated record.
CUGCGCCCGCCGCUCCGCUUUAGCAGCCGCCGCUGCUCCCCUGCGCUCCGCUCCCGCGGGAGACUGCGCGGGUCGGGGGCGGAGCUGUCCCGCGCCAGCCAUGGCCUAGCGGGAGGCGGACAGGCUGUCCGGGGCAGAAGAUGAGUUUCCCCGCGGAGGACGGUGUGGGCAGUCUCUGCCACAAGGCACUGCAGAUCAUCUCGGAGCUGUGUCUGGGCGGGCAGGUGGAGCGGGAGAAGUGCGCCGGUAUCUUCCCCCUGGAGACCUCCCGACAGGGCAUCAGCGGCACAGACAUUUCAGUCAGUCUCUUAGCAGUAGUCGUCAGCUUCUGUGGGCUCGCCUUGCUGGUAGUCUCGCUUUUUGUCUUUUGGAAGUUGUGUUGGCCCUGCUGGAGAAGCAAACCUCUCACUUCCAAUGCCAGUAAUGUCUCACAGGGCAACUCCAGUGCUCCUGCAGAGGUUUUUGAGAACAGUGAGAAAAAGGAAGUUAAAGAAAAUGAGAAACCUACGACAAAAGUCCUUGAAGCUGCACUGAAGAUUAGCCACACUUCACCUGAUAUACCAGCAGAGGUCCAGAAUGCAUUAAAAGAGCAUCUAAUGAGACAAGCACGCAUGCAGCGGCAGAUCACUGAGCCCACGUCAUCAUCAAGGCACAAUUCUUUCAGGAGGCAUUUGCCAAGGCAGAUGCAAGUGUCCAGUGUUGAUUUUAACAUGGGGAUGGAUCCAGUUUUGCAAAGGGGAGAGACAACAACCAGCAUUGGGAGAAUAAAACCAGAACUCUACAAACAGAAGUCUGUGGAUUCUGAUGGACAAGAAGAAGAUGUGAAAACAUGUGGAAAACUUAACUUCACUCUCCAUUAUGAUUAUGAGAAUGAUCUUCUGGCUGUCACAAUUGUCAAGGCCUUAGACCUGCCUGCUAAAGACUUCACAGGAACGUCUGAUCCCUAUGUUAAGAUUUAUCUGCUUCCAGAUAGAAAAAAGAAGUUUCAGACACGAGUUCACAGAAAGACAUUAAAUCCUGUCUUUGAUGAAACCUUUCAGUUUCCUGUAGCUUAUGACCAACUCAGCAACAGGAAAUUGCAUUUCAGUGUUUAUGAUUUUGACAGAUUUUCUAGACAUGACAUGAUUGGGGAAGUUAUUCUUGAUAACCUUUUUGAAGUCUCAGAUCUCUCCAGGGAAGCCAAUGUAUGGAAAGACAUCCACUGUGCCACUACAGAGAGCAUAGACUUGGGUGAGAUCAUGUUUUCCCUUUGUUAUUUGCCUACUGCUGGGAGAAUGACAUUAACAGUCAUCAAAUGUAGGAACCUGAAAGCAAUGGAUAUAACUGGUGCAUCAGAUCCCUAUGUCAAAGUGUCACUGAUGUGCGAGGGUCGAAGACUCAAAAAGCGGAAAACUACCACAAAGAAGAACACACUCAAUCCUGUUUAUAAUGAGGCUAUCAUCUUUGAUAUCCCUCCAGAAAAUGUGGACCAGGUCAGCCUUUCCAUUGCAGUGAUGGAUUACGAUCGAGUUGGGCACAAUGAGGUCAUUGGGGUAUGUCGGACAGGAAUUGAUGCUGAAGGGCUUGGAAGAGAUCAUUGGAAUGAAAUGUUGGCUUACCCACGUAAACCAAUAACUCACUGGCAUCCACUAGUAGAGUUACCUGGACGUGCAACCAGUUUUGAUAGCCAGGGAUCUGGAUCAUCACCCAAACCACUGCUUACACCCUAAAGAAAAAGAGUGGUCUCAUCGUGUUCCAUGCCCAAAGAUUCCUUGUAACUCACUUCCACAUAAACAGAAGGUUUGGCUUCUACAAAUGAACAGUAUCCAUAUUUUUUAUUAAAAUACAUUUUUCCUAUUCUAAAUCUUAUAUUAGGGUUUGUAAUUUCUUAACAUAGAAAUGAAGUUGACUUGAGCCAAAUAUAACCCUUAUACAAAUUUAUUCAUCUGUUUUGUCACUGGCAUAUAUCCAGCAUCAUCCAAGCAGUGUUUCAAUAUGACCUAUAUCUUUGCAUAGACAAAGAAGUCAGAAAAAAAAUCCCUUAAGUAAUUCAAAACCACUGCAGCUUGUAACACCUAAUUCUGUUGAGGUAGAGUAAAUAACCAUAUGUAGCUCAUGAACUAAAUUUCUUCUAAAUUGCACUAAAACCUCUGUGACUUCUCAAGAUAAUUCUUGAAAUGGAAUGUUGCACAAAAAAAACCUGUUGUUGUGCUUUGAGUAUUUGGAAAACCAGUUCAUUCCUUGAGCAGGGAAGAAGGGCUGAUCAAAAACACACUGAAGCCAACAAGAAGGACACUAGUGGCUUCACUGGGUUUUAGUUCAGCCUUUAUGGAACAGGUCUCGCAACUGGAUCUAUGCAGUUAUAAUCUUCCAUCAGUCAUGAUGAUGGCUACCCCUAAAGUAACUCAUUAGCCUGACCAGCAAAAACAACCAGGCACUUUUGUCCAGGUAAGCAGAUGCACUCAGCAGCUGUUUUCUUUCAGCUACCUACCAGCUGAUGAAGAGUUAGCUUGGAUGUCUCUGCAUGGCACUAGACUGUGCAUAUAUGGGUACUGUGGAAAGCUAAUGUGUCUGCAGUGAAAGGUGUGGAAGUUAAUGCAGCUCCACAGAGAACUACACGUCUCCAGAUGAAGUACAUCCAACCUUUCUGAAGCAGCUCAUUUGCUACUCUGAAGUAAAGAAAAUGAUUUAUUGUAUCACUGAUGUUCAAAAAGAAUUGACCAAAAACUACAGUUGCACACAAUGUUUUUCUGAUUCGUGAUUUUCUGUGGCAGUGAUAUUUCUUUGAAGUUACUGUGUGUGUAAUCGUAUAGCUCAUAUGGAAAGGUUUCUGGUCCCUUGGAUGCCUCUAUAAUUGUAUGCUAGUUAUUAAUUCAAUAUACAUUUUAUGUCAAUAUGAGGAGAGAGAAAUUGAAACACAGCUAUUUUCUAAACUAGUAUUGGAAUACACAGUGACAGCAAAUGGAAUUAAAACCAUUGGCUGAAGUGAGCUGCUUUAAAGACUAGAAGAGAACCACAUAUUGUUUGCAGAUUUAACUCUUUUUUUUUAACACUGCAGUUUGCCUCAAAUAGUUUUGUUUGUUUGUGUGUGCUUGUUUUUCUAUUUUUUCUUAUUUGUGAAGAGCACUGCAAGAACUGCAUUAUCAGGGCUGAGACUUUGAAAGCUGAAAAAUGUUGAAGCAAUGACUUUUAUGUGUUUCUUUGUAAAGAAAACUGAGAAUAUAGUAUUUUUGCAAAAUA